This is a messenger RNA of Aspergillus caelatus, 786 nucleotides long. Its product is annotated as oxidase ustYa family protein. The transcript has 3 exons. Lineage: Eukaryota; Fungi; Ascomycota; Eurotiomycetes; Eurotiales; Aspergillaceae. Gene Ontology annotation, biological process: mycotoxin biosynthetic process. Bases 1 to 786 code for a protein of 261 amino acids. The record is from RefSeq and is a predicted model, not a curated record.
AUGCCAAUAUUCUUCAAACGCAUGAAAGAAUACACAUACGAGAAACUAAACCCCAAUGAACUCCCAAAAUCCUCAAAAACAACCUUCAACUGGCAGAUUGGCCUCCCAUGGAUCCUGUCCGCAAUCUUAGCGCUCUUCUCAGGUUAUCUAUUAUUCCGGCAACCAGCAACUCAUGGAGCGUAUAGAACCGACUUCCCAGACGUGCAACCAUAUGUCACCUAUGAAGAACGUACUUUCACGGGAAAGUUCUACUACAAUGAGGAAACACAGAUGAUAGAACGAGAGGUAGAUCCUACAAAACCUCAAUAUGCGGGUCCGCCUAGUCCUGAGAUAGAUGCUGCGUGGGCUGAGUUGCUUCGUGGAGAAUUCCCUGCAAUAACAGACCAAGAAGCAGCACCCUACAAACCCAAUAUCAAAAAGUUCCCAGACACAGGUAACUACCACUUCGAACUCGAUGUCUUCCACUCCCUCCACUGCCUAAACUAUAUCCGCAUGUACGUAGAUAAAGAUUACUACUCCACUCACCUCGAACACCACGACAGCUUUCGAAAAAAUUCGUCCCAUAUCCCGGAUGACUGGGGCCAGGUGCAUCUCCACCAUUGUCUGGACCAGGUUGUGCAGUCGGUGAUUUGUCAUGCGGAUUUGUCGCCCGUGCCGAUGUAUGGGUGGAAGGGGGUGCCGGUGUUCUUGGGCGUGGGGCAGACACAUACGUGUCGGCGGUGGGAUCAUAUACGGGAGUGGAUGGAUGCGAGAAAUGAGGUUUAUGAGCCGCUUGAGGAGGAAUAG